Helobdella robusta is the source of this 567-nucleotide messenger RNA. RefSeq lists its product as hypothetical. Gene Ontology annotation, biological process: translation. NCBI's taxonomy places the organism in Eukaryota, Metazoa, Annelida, Clitellata, Rhynchobdellida, Glossiphoniidae. The coding region runs from base 1 to 567 and encodes 188 amino acids. The transcript has 7 exons. The record is from RefSeq and is a predicted model, not a curated record. Gene Ontology annotation, molecular function: RNA binding; structural constituent of ribosome. Gene Ontology annotation, cellular component: ribosome; cytosolic large ribosomal subunit.
AUGGGUAUCGACAUUUGUCACAAACAUGACAGGAAGGUUCACCGUAAGGAACCCAAGACUGACGAUAUUUACUUGAGACUUUUAGUCAAGUUGUACAAAUUUUUGGCAAGAAGGACAAAUGCCAAAUUCAAUCAAAUUGUCUUCAAGCGUCUGAUCAUGAGUCGCACCAACAAGCCACCUCUCUCUCUGUCAAGAUUGUCACGUCACAUGAAAAAACAAGGCCGUGAAAAUAAGUUGGCUGUAGUUGUUGGCACUGUUACAGAUGACGAGAGAUUGUACACUGUUCCGAAGUUGAAGUUAGUUGCACUUCGUGUCACUGACACAGCCCGUACUAGAAUCUUGAAAGCCGGCGGUGAGAUCCUUACAUUUGAUCAAUUAGCAUUGAAGGCUCCAAAAGGAGAAAAUACUGUUCUUUUGCAAGGUCAAAGAAAGGCAAGGAAAGCUUACAGACACUUUGGAUUGGCUCCUGGAGUGCCACACAGCCACACCAAGCCUUAUGUCAGAGCUAAGGGAAGAAAAUUUGAAAGAGCUCGUGGUCGCAGAAAGAGCAGAGGAUACAAGAACUAG